Messenger RNA from Linnemannia hyalina, 231 nucleotides. The record is from the annotation of a GenBank genome assembly. Lineage: Eukaryota; Fungi; Mortierellomycota; Mortierellomycetes; Mortierellales; Mortierellaceae.
AUGGGAGGAUACUUGACUCACGAUCCCGCUGUCGAGAAGUGGGUGCGCAUGCGCGAAUCGACUGCCAAGCACUUUUCCUGGAACGCCCGCAACGUCCGCUCCGUUGGUAUUCUUGGACUUGUCAUCCCCGGUGCCCUCUUGUACCUCGCCCUCGAAACCGAUGGUCAGUUCAAGUGGGCUGCCAAGGGUCCCUCUCCCAAGGCUGCUCCCGUUGAGGAGGAGGAUGCUUAA